AUGAGAGGUGACCAGACCCCAGUGGCCACCAUUGCCAGGCUGGAAGAGGAGACCGCUAAAAUUUUUGCCAGUGGGCUCGCGCCAUGGCAGAAGUUGGACGCGGUCAGGACAUUCGUAGUCCCCCAGCUGGACUUCAACCUCAGGACGGCGAGGAUCAAAAAGACCGCCUUAAAGGGGUUGGACUCUUUGAUGAGGGCGGCGGAAGGCAAGAGGACCCUCGGUCUCCCCUCGCGAGCCAGCGUGGAGCUGGUCGAGCUCCCACCAUCGUGGGGCGGCGCGGGACUGCUUCCGAUUUCCGACCAAGCCGACUUAGCCGCAGUGGGGCAUGCGUUCCGGCUCCUGAUAUCCCCCGACCCGAAAAUCUCCCGUCUUGCCCUGGAGGGCCUGGCCGUAUCUACUGGUCAUCGCUCUGCCGCCCGGACCAGCGUGGAACGACUCGUCGACUACCUCAACGGGGACGCGACGGGGAAUUCCAAUGUCGCCACUACCUUCUCUGCGGCCCGGACGGCGAGAAACCGCCUCUCCAAGCGUCUGCCUACGCUCCGGUGGGGUGGAUGUGAGGAGCGGCGGACAUUCCAGCUGACGAUGCCUGGUACGGGACGGCCAAUCACCGUGGACGGGAGGAGCCGGAGGUCCUUGGCGUCGGCACUGCGGCGAGCACUGCAGCUCCACGGCCGGGCUACCCUUGCCGCGAAGCCGGACCAAGGCAGGGUGGCUCGAGUCGUGUCGACGUGCCCCACCUCCAAUCACAUGAUGCGUGGAGGACCACACACCCGUUUCGCCGACUGGCGGUUCAUUCACCGGGCACGGCUGAACACCUUGCCGCUGAACGGGUGCCGGAGGUGGGAGGUGGGCAAUGAAGACCGCCGUUGCAGAAGAUGCGGAAGAUUCGAUGAGACGACUGCCCACGUGCUGUGUCAUUGCCUGUCAAUGACGCCCGCCAUCACAAGAAGGCACGAUGCCAUCCUGGAGCUGCUGUCAUUAGAGAUCCAUGGGCACCCUCGGGAGAUGGAGACUCGACUCGACAAGAGGGUGCCUUUCCAGGAGCUCGUGCCGGACGUGGAGGUCCCGGAGGAGGUGGCUAGCUGCCGACCGGACAUCGUGACGAUCGACCGGAGGAACAAGAGUGUACGUGUAGUCGACGUCACGGUGCCCUAUGAAGACGGUUGGGCAGUCGGUGACGACGGCCAGGGAGAAGAAGAUGGAGAAGUACGCUCCUGUGGCGCGACUGCUCUCGGCUGGGGGCUACCGGACAAACCGUUAAGAUGCCUUCGUGGUGGGGUCCUUAGGCGCCUGGGAUUCCGCCAACUGGACCACCCUCAGCCGCCUGGGAGUUGA
Molecule: messenger RNA, 1338 nt
Organism: Homalodisca vitripennis (glassy-winged sharpshooter)
Lineage: Eukaryota; Metazoa; Arthropoda; Insecta; Hemiptera; Cicadellidae
Exons: 1
Coding region: 1-1338 (445 amino acids)
Source: RefSeq, a predicted model, not a curated record